Molecule: messenger RNA, 1149 nt
Organism: Sesamum indicum (sesame)
Lineage: Eukaryota; Viridiplantae; Streptophyta; Magnoliopsida; Lamiales; Pedaliaceae
Product: Peptidyl-tRNA hydrolase II (PTH2) family protein
Cellular component (GO): mitochondrion; cytosol
Molecular function (GO): peptidyl-tRNA hydrolase activity
Source: RefSeq, a predicted model, not a curated record
UUAUUAUUACUUUCUCCCACUCCUCUUUCUCCUCCUCGUAGCCUAAACCUUGUGCUCGCGCUCCCCUUUCCAAUCAUCACUCGCCAAUCGCCUUUCGCCUUUCUCCUUUCUCCUUUCGCCAUCCUCCUCUUCCUCAACUCUCCGAUCCACUACCCUGCUGCUAUUGCUAAUGCACUUUCUUUUUCCUCACCUUAUCGCAGUGCAGAGGGGUGCUUUGGGGUUUGAUAUGAUUGACAUGACUUGGCUUACCGCUCUCUUAAUUGGCGCCGGUUGUUUUGCUCUUGGCUGCCUAAUUGGGGCCCGCCAUUCCUCCCCUUUCCGUCUAUCCACACCUACUGACCACGACGCCAGCAAGAAGAAGAAUCGGGGUAAACAACCUCUUGAGGUUGACAAACUAGCUGAUAUUAUUCACGAUUUUAAAAUGGUUUUGGUUGUGAGAAAUGACCUAAAAAUGGGGAAAGGGAAGAUUGCUGCCCAAUGCAGCCAUGCAACUUUGGGGCUGUACAAGAAAAUCCUAAAUCGUGCACCAAAAUCAUUAGGCAGGUGGGAGAUGUGCGGGCAGGUUAAGGUGGUUGUGAAAGUUGAAAGUGAAGAUGAUAUGCUUGUUUUACAGGAAAGGGCAAAUUCACUAAAUUUACCAACACAUAUUACAAUUGAUGCUGGUCGAACACAGAUUGCUCCAAAUUCAAGGACAGUGAUGGCAAUCCUAGGACCAGCCGACCUAGUUGAUGAUGUAACUGGUGGCUUGAAGCUUUUAUAGUUGCAUUAUCAUUGGCCUCAAGACAAGUAAAAGAAGUUUAAGGUUCCCUGGCUAUAUUCCAAUGGUUGAAAAGGGAAAAUGGGGAUACUGAGUCCCCAACAUUGUGUUGCAGCUGAUGAUGGAGACAAAUUUAACACGCGAUCACUUUCUUGUUAGGGAUCUUUAUUAUUCUUCAGGAUGUCGGGAAACUGAACUAUAUAAAUUAUGAUCUGCCAUGUUCUUCCCCCUUUCUCCAAGGGCUUGACACCUCACUUCAUCAUAACGUCAAAGAUUGUCUCAGGAUGUUGUUUUGUGAUCCACAUUCAUAUGAUGUUCUUGACGGCAGAGUCCCAUAUGAAUUUUGCAUUAAUUGCAAUGACUUCGUUCUAUAAUUGUACGUUUUCAAGGAA